This is a messenger RNA of Labrus mixtus (cuckoo wrasse), 3429 nucleotides long. RefSeq lists its product as uncharacterized. The transcript has 26 exons. Gene Ontology annotation, biological process: proteolysis. NCBI's taxonomy places the organism in Eukaryota, Metazoa, Chordata, Actinopteri, Labriformes, Labridae. Gene Ontology annotation, cellular component: membrane. The coding region runs from base 48 to 3425 and encodes 1125 amino acids. Gene Ontology annotation, molecular function: serine-type endopeptidase activity; calcium ion binding. The record is from RefSeq and is a predicted model, not a curated record.
GACUCGGAGCAGACGCAAACCAUAGAGUUACCCUGCGUGGUCCCAACAUGGCCGGGUUGAAAAAACUCCUCUGCUCACUCGUUGUUCUCUUCCAACUGUGUGCACUCGCUGCGUUUGGACAGGAGUAUUUUGUGAUCGAUGAAACAGAUGACACUGAUGAAUAUGAGUAUUAUGAUUUACCCACUGAAAUCCCUCGAGGGGAUUCAGAUUUUUAUGGUUUAGAUGACUGGUUGUAUGAACUCCUGGAUUUAACAGAUCAGUGUGAUCCAAACCCGUGUUUGAACGGAGGCAGCUGUGACACUUAUCUCGACGGAACUUUCAUAUGUGUGUGCCCAGAGCCUUACACUGGAAAGAAGUGUCAGACUGUGAAAGAGGUUUGCAAGAAUGUGAAGUGUGGCCAUGGGAGCUGUGUUGUUACAUCUACGGCUCCGUUCUACGAGUGCAAGUGCAAGCCUCCGUACAAACCACCAAACUGCAGGAAAGCUUCUCCCUGUAGACCUAAUCCCUGUCAGAACGGCGGCUCUUGCACGAAAGGUCCCAAACGCUCGUCCUUCCAGUGUUCCUGUCCUUAUGGAUACAACGGAAACUUCUGUGAAGUUGGACCAAAUGACUGUUACCAGGAGGAUGGAGAGUUUUACCGCGGCAUGGUGAGCGUGACGCUGGAAGGAGAAGAGUGCUUGGACUGGAAUUCUUAUUUCAUCCAGCAGCAUGGUGGAAAUCCUUUCAAAGAGUACGCAGGCUUUGAUGGAAUCGGUCCACACAAUUUCUGCAGGAACCCUGAUGGAGACGAUCAGCCCUGGUGCUUCAUUAAAAAGAACGACAAACUGAGGUGGAACUACUGUAAAGUUAGGAAAUGUUCUGCAGCUCCACCCACCGUACCGACCAUCCAUGAAAUCGAUCCAACUCCAGCCAAGCCAGAGGUCCCUGCUGCCCAGUUCUCCCAGUGUGGGAGGCCGCAGCCAGGCCGCUCCGCCAGGAUCUUUGGAGGAAAGAAGUCUCUUCCUGGAGCUCAUCCCUGGCAGGCGUCCCUGCAGACCAGACCCAGAGGCUCCUCUGGGCCCUUCAGACACAUCUGCGGAGGCAUCCUGUUAGAGUCCUGCUGGGUGCUUACUGCGGCUCACUGCAUUAAAAGUGGAGUGGAAAUGCAGGUGGUGCUGGGAGGAGUGGACAUCGAGAAGGAUGAAACGUUCGAUCAGGUCAUCCCUGUGGAGAAAGCCAUCAUGCAUGAAAAUUACAAGCAGUCCCCAUUUGCUCUUCAUAAUGAUGUUGCCAUGCUUCAGCUGAAAGUCACAGACAGGCCGUACUGUGCCAAAGAGACACGCUUUGUCAAAACAGCCUGCCUCCCCCACAUGAACUUUGACAGCGGGACGGAGUGUGUAAUCUCAGGGUGGGGCGUGACUGAAACACCUCAUGGAUAUUCAUCCAAUUCACCUCUAGCUCGAAUUUACAUCGGAAAACAGGAGAAGUACGGUACCAACCAGCUGCUGGAUGCUCGUGUCCUCCUGAUCUCCCAGGACAAAUGUGAAGCCCCACACGUUUACGGGAACUCUCUGGAUGACAGCAUGUUCUGUGCAGGAAACAUGAAAGGAGGCGUCGACUCCUGCCAGGGUGACUCUGGCGGCCCCCUUGUGUGUGAGCGGAAUGGGACACACUAUGUGGUGGGUGUGGUGAGCUGGGGCGACGGCUGCGGCAAGAAGUACAAACCUGGUGUCUACGCCAACGUGAUCAGAUUUGUUGACUGGAUCGCUUAUCAUUUACUCUGGAGAAUGCCUGGUCGCUGCUCGCUCUGUUUCAAAUUCUUAAUUAACACAAUAGUUCAAUCAUUAAGAUUAAAGUCUGCAUGCUCUGCUUUUUUAUCAAGAAACUCCAGUGUUGAAAUAGUUUGGUUCUCUUCCACAGUCAUAGAUUAUGGAUCCGAGACCACCGACGCUCCCAAUUUAGUUUUUGAUCCGAUAGACUGGUUGUUUGAACUUGUAGACGAGUCCAAUGUUUGUGAUCCAAGCCCUUGCUUUAAUGGUGGGUCUUGUCGAGUGAAAUCUGACACAGAAUUCACUUGCAUAUGUCCUGAGCCCUACGUAGGCAAGAGGUGUAUUAAAGUGAAAGAUAUUUGUGAGAACGUCAGAUGUGGCCGUGGUGACUGUGUCGUCAACAUAAAGAGACCACCUUUUUAUGAGUGCAAGUGCACACCUCCAUACUACGGCCCCAACUGCCAGUCAUUUCCAACAUCACCUUGUGCAGUCAAUCCCUGUAAGAAUGGAGGCUCCUGCGUGGCAGGGGGCAAGCGCUUAAGAUGUGCUUGUCCUCCUGAGUUUACUGGGAGGUUCUGCCAAACUGCCCUCAGUGAUUGUUAUGUAGGGAACGGGGAGUCAUACAGGGGUGCUGUCAGCAUGACAGAGGGCGGCAUGGAGUGUCUGGACUGGAACUCAUACUUCAUUCUGUCACAAGGAGAGGAUCCUUUCGUCAUGUACUCUGACUUCACAGGACUAGAACAUAACAAUGACUGCAGGAAUCCAGAUGGUGACGACAAACCUUGGUGCUAUUACAAAAAGCAGGGCAAACUGGAGUGGGAUUUCUGCAAAAUCAAUAAGUGCUCUGGUGCCCCUCCUCUGAUUCCAGUCCGACCAGUACCAGAGUCUACCCUGUUCUCCCAGUGUGGCAAAGUAGACUUGAGUACCCAGCCUGUUCGCACUGGCAGGAUUUAUGGGGGCACAAAGUCUUACCCUGGUGGUCACCCUUGGCAGGUUUCUCUGCAGGCCAAAUCAAGAGGCUCCUCUUUUGAGUUCAGCCAUUUCUGUGGUGGGAUCCUGCUCUCGUCCUGCUGGGUACUCACUGCUGCACACUGCAUUAACAAUGCAUUUGAAUACCAAGUGGUGUUGGGAGGAGUGCACUUAGAAAAACAAGAACUAAUGGACCAGACCAUCCCAGUGAUACAAACCAUUGUUCAUGAGAACUACAGGGAGACUCGAUUUGCUCUUUACAACGACAUUGCUCUGCUUAAACUCAAAACCACAGAUGCCCCUUACUGUGCCAAAGAAACUCGCUUUGUGAGGGCAGCAUGUCUGCCAGACCAGGCCUUCCCUGCCGGAAAGGAGUGUGUGAUCUCAGGAUGGGGAGCCACAGAAAACCAGAGAUACAGUCCUCAACUGUUGAACGCUCGUGUGUUCAUGAUCUCUGAAGGGAAAUGCAGACGUCCUGAAGUUUAUGGAAGUGUACUGGACAACAGCAUGAUCUGUGCCGGGACUCUGCGGGGCGGCAUCGACUCCUGCCAGGGUGACUCAGGUGGACCUUUGGUGUGUGAGCAGAACGGUACACAUUACAUCAGCGGUGUGGUGAGCUGGGGCGACGACUGUGGUAAGAAGAACAAACCUGGGGUCUACGCCAACAUCAACACCUUUACCAACUGGAUCAAAAGCAAGAUGAACUGAACAU